Molecule: messenger RNA, 2011 nt
Organism: Venturia canescens
Lineage: Eukaryota; Metazoa; Arthropoda; Insecta; Hymenoptera; Ichneumonidae
Exons: 2
Coding region: 270-1976 (568 amino acids)
Cellular component (GO): nucleus
Molecular function (GO): DNA binding
Source: RefSeq, a predicted model, not a curated record
UAAUUAUAAUUGUCAAUGAUAAAUUCAAGUCUUAUUUUUGAUUAUCUCGUACAUCGUUGCCUUUGUCCUGAUCAACUACCUGCGAAGCGGGCACAGCUGCUUGUACACAAAAGAUUUCUGGGAAUUCCAGAACGGGUGGAAGGGAUACGGCGUCUUCCGCAAGGAAUGCCUGUUUGAAGUAGCAUUCGACCGUUGGUUUUCGGAGCAGCAAGUACUGUUUUUCGGCGUCGUGCACGAUUUUGUAGAAUAUUCGAUAAAAAAAGAUCAAAAUGUCGGGCGUGGGAGACGACGAGGUGCCUGGGCCUUCGACGGCACAAGAUGAUAUUGAAUAUUCUUUGUGCAGUGAAGUUUCAAAAUUACGAUUGAAGGAUGCCCUCGUAUAUUACGAGCAAAUUCUCACACAAAAUAAUCUUGUGGCACCAACACCAUCGGAGGUAAUUACUGAAGAGGGAAUGUUACUAGCAGAAGACUUGUUCCAUUAUACAGUACAAACUUUACAAGAAAAAAAGUUUGUAACGGAUGAAGAACUAAUUAUGUUUGAUGAAUUGGACGAAGAAUACGCUUUUGACGAGCCUGCAUCUGACAACGAAGAUUCUUCUGAAAAUUAUGAGCCAGAGGAGAAAAGGGCGAAAUUGUACACGGACAAUAUUCCGCUGGAUUAUAAAAGGAAAGUUAUCAAUAUAGUUCGAGCACAUCCGACAUGGAGCCUAAAAGUUCUGCAAAAAAACGGGUGCAGCCGCUUAAAGCGCAUGGAGGAAUUGCCAAAAUGGGAAAAACAUGUAAAAAGCGGAGGAACCAUGACAGACAAAUACGCGACCAUCGAUUCGUGGACUUACGAUCGCUUUGAAGAAGCGCGACAGAACAACCAACAAGUUACAACCCGGAACUUGCAGCAGUGGGCUUUAUCGGCUGCGAGUCAAUUUGAAAAUUUUGAUUUCAAAGCUUCCGAUAGGUGGGUUAUGAAAUUUAAACGGAAACAUCGAAUUCGCCAAAGAAAAAUCACGAAGUUUGUAACGGAAAGAGAAACCGCAACGCUGGAUGAAAUCCUGGAAGCUGCAGAAGAUUUUCGUAUCCAGGCUCGUGAUGUUAUACCAAACUUUGGUCCCGAUUUCGUCAUUAAUACAGACCAAACAGGAUGCCAAUACCAGUCGACGUUCGACAGAACUCUGGCGACCAAAGAAUCAAAAGUAGUGCUGGUAAAGCGGCAGAAUAUGAAUAAAGUCACCCAUUCCUAUACUGCGCAGUACUCUGUCACCCUAUCAGGAAAAUUGUUGCCCCUGGUGUUCGUAUGCCUACAAGAAACAACAGGUUCAUUUGGUCCCAGAGUUCAAAAAUCGAUCGACGAGUACCUAAAAAAAUACGGAAACGUCGUAGUCACGUCAUCAAAAUCGGGAAAAUUGACUACAAAGUUAUACAAAGAUUUUUUAAUCAACGUUUUGAAACCCUACGUAAAAAAAGAAAAGUUUUUCUUAAUUAUCGAUUCCUGGGGAGGCCAAACCGAUACUGUGAUGUACAGUGAGGUGUUUCGAAAUGACAGGCAUCUGCCUACUUGCACGGUGCAGGUAAUUCCACCAAAAUGCACUCCAUUAGUCCAACCUUGUGACGUGUAUUUUUACCGCCAAGUAAAAAAUUUCAUAAAGCGUCUGCAGAACUGCGCCUAUCUGAUUGAACAAGAACGUGAAAUUAAUGAUAGAGAAGAUUGCAUAAAAAUUCAUUCUAUUGUUCAUCAUCAGUUGUCUUCUCCGGUCUUCAAUAACAUGAUCAGAUAUGCGUGGUUUGCUUCGAAACUUUGCGAUCAAAGAGAAAUCUUCAUGAACGUGAAUGAAGUUUGUUUUCCGAUCGAUGUAUUGAAAAAAAAUUGCGAAUGUAACAAUGCAGCGUUUGUACGGUGUGCGAGAUGCCGUGAAAAUUACUGUUUUCCUUGUUUUUACGAUGGUUACCACUCUGGCUCGUGUAACAUUACACCCGAUGUAUAAAACAAACGAAUACAGACCGAAUAAUAAAGUAUUCA